Oryza brachyantha (malo sina) is the source of this 2779-nucleotide messenger RNA. RefSeq lists its product as uncharacterized. NCBI's taxonomy places the organism in Eukaryota, Viridiplantae, Streptophyta, Magnoliopsida, Poales, Poaceae. The transcript is spliced from 4 exons. The record is from RefSeq and is a predicted model, not a curated record. The coding region runs from base 6 to 914 and encodes 302 amino acids.
CUUUCAUGAGCGAACAUGCAAGCGCGAGCAAGGCAGUUGGCUGGUCCGCUGGCGUGUUUUCCCUGAGCGAUGGGAUAUGCCACGUGGACACUCUCGUUGGCCGAGAAAUUGCCUUGCUUUCGGUAUUAGAGAAGAUUCCCCUUUCCCUCCCCGCAGUUCUCUCUCCACCGGCGAUUGCCAUCUCCGCCGCCUGCCGCUCCCCAGGUCCUCUUCCUCGCCGCCUCACUGCCGACCUGCCCAUCCAUGCUGCACCGCCUCCGGCUAGCCUCCCCGCGGCUGGCGGGGGUGCCGCAGCUGGGUGGCCCGGCACAGAUCUGCGCGCCGGAGGCCGGCCGCACCGUCGUCCUUGUCGGGGCGGAUCCGGCGGGCGUCGGGCGGUGGCGCAGGUUCGUCAGGAUGGCCUCGGGGCGCCACUGGGAGGAGCUCGCUCGGCAGCAUCAUCGUCCUCCCGCUCGGCGUCGAUACGACGGCGGCGUACCCGAGGUAGAGCUCCGGUGGUGAUGUGCGGAUCUGGCGGCGGGGCAGACCUCCGGCGGCGGCGUGGGUGGAGAGUGAGAGUGGAGUUUUUCUCGCCUCCCUUCGCCUUUGUUCUCGUUUUCUUUUCUUUCCUUUUGCACUCCACCGAAGAGGAACUAAACAUCUUCAUGGAGGAUUCCGUGGCUGUCAAGCGGCCGCAACGUGGGCGAUGUAACUGCUUCCACGGCAGCAACUAUGAGGAAGGUCAAGCUGGUGGCGCCUUGGAGAAUCUGAAGGGUUUUGUGCAGAACGCGAGUGUCGUUGAGCGGAACCUUCUCGCAGGCACGUCGAGGAUCGCAGAGAGGUGCGGCAAAAAAUGCAAGGCCAGGGCGGACUACCGCCGCAUGGUGGCCGAUGGACUACGGCCUCUCGGCUACCACGGCGUCGUCUGCCGUUAAGACCUUUUCGUACCCCGCAGCCAGCAAUUUGAUGAGCGAUUUGGUCAGCAACGCGGCACGGCACCACCGGCAUAACGAGGCCAAUCAGCAGGGGCUAUGCUCCAUCUGCUGUUUGUGAUUUGUUGUACAGUUUUGUGGCACUUGGCAGAUAGUGGGCGGCCAAUGGGUGGUGGCAGUAACAUUGUUGGUUAGUAAUCAUGCCCUCUGCUUAUAGGAGAUUUUGCUUUUGAGGUCUAUUUUCUCUAUCAAUGCUUCCUUAACUGCUGCAUCUAGGUUUUUUUUUUGGCACAGAUGGGAUAUUUUGUCAGUUUAAGCUUGAUUACAACGCAAGGAUCACAUUUAUGUGCAACUUUGCUAUUUAUAAACUCUGUUUUUUUCCUCAACCGUCAGUCAGCACCUGCACAAUGUGUUGACUAAACUUGCAUAGUGUAGACAAAUGCAAUUUUCGUAUAAAUGAAGUGCAACUGUCAGUUUAUGUUUUCUUUUAUUAAUUUAAUCAAUCUAGAUACAUUUUCUUAUGUUCUCUUGCAGAAUCAGACGUAAGCACAUUUUGUACAGAUCAUGGACUGCCAAUAUAGGCACAUUUUGCACGUCGUGUGGUCAUAAUUUGCUUAUCAACUUGUUCAAUUCUAGCUUGAAUAUUGUGCAACUUCACAUAUAAAUUUUUGCAACUCCGCUAACAGUUUUGCGCAACAGUUGAUAAGAAAAACAACUAACCCAUCCGUCUUUUACGUUAGGGAAAACAAGUGCUAUUUGAAUCUCAUGGCCCAAAUAGAACAUAAUGUACAUAAGUGCAUUAGGCCAUGUUUCGUUUUGACCAUAGGAAAUCCAAAAUUAGUGUAGGUUGCUGCUUGUGUGUUUCAUUGUUAUAAGUCUAUGGCACUGCAUGAAUAGGGUAAGUUACCGUUCUUAAUAAUGUGCAGCUUGAGCUAUAAUUUUGUGCAAUUUUAGCUGUAAUUUUCUGUAACUACUCAUGUACUUACAUAUGUUUGUUUUUUAGUUGCAUGUCUAUUCAAGCUUGUCACAAUGGACAGAAGCCACAUUUCUCCACAAAGGUUGUGUGUGGUUUUUGUGGGGAGGAAAGGGUUUUGGUUUUGGUGAUUUCAGUUUAUUUUUGAUUGCUUUAAGUGCAGACAUAUCAGUAACCUGGAGAUCAAGAUUGAAAUUACUGUCGGGUGUAAUCCAUGCCAUUUUUAUGUCACUAAACCUACAUAUUGCUGAACCAAAGUUACGACAAUUGAAAAUUGAGGUGUGGGACUCUUAUAUUUAUCAUCAGAGUACAUAUAUGUGUACAUUGGUUUUUCUGAUUGAGUACCAGUUAGACAUCUAUCCCUGUUCAUACUAUGAACAGAUUGGCUUGAAUCUAGCUAUGUUUUGGAAACCUCUAUUUGCAAUAUGUGUGUCCGUACAUUAUUACUAAUGCUUGAAUAUUAAGCUGAUAAAGUUCCUGACCAGAGCUUGCUGCGUUUCAAAGAGUCAGUUGUGAUUUUACGCUGUAGAAAGGAGGAUCGUGACCUUGUUCAAUCAGUUUUGGAAUCUGUAAAGAACGACUAUACAGACAGAGCAAAUGUAUAUCCUCCUAAAAUAGAGCCCGUUUAGUUCACAAAAUUCUUUUUCCAAAAGUAUCAUAUUAAAUCUUUGUACAUCUAAAUAGAGCGUUAUAAAAAAAACUAAUUAUAUAGUUAGAUGAGAUGAAUUUUUGAGACCACAGACGAACUAGCCUUUCAUCUGCUCUUACGGAAUAGAUCAGUUGUGCCCAGGCGGCGCGUCAAGGUGCGCCCUGGCCUUGGUUGGUGGGAUAUGUCUAGAUGGGAGAUGGUCGUCAGGUUUUUGAUGCGUUUGGUUCGUGGGUGAAACUGGAUAUG